Molecule: messenger RNA, 1832 nt
Organism: Engraulis encrasicolus (European anchovy)
Lineage: Eukaryota; Metazoa; Chordata; Actinopteri; Clupeiformes; Engraulidae
Product: zona pellucida sperm-binding protein 3-like
Exons: 9
Coding region: 54-1778 (574 amino acids)
Source: RefSeq, a predicted model, not a curated record
UGUGGUGACCACUUGGAGAGCGUGCAUAGUUGACCACACAACAGCCUGGUGCCAUGAUGGUCUCUGCUGGAGGUGUAGCCUGUGUCUUAGUGCUAUUAUGGGUCUACUGCUGGGCAGCUGUAUCUGAGGAGGGUGCAUGGGAUGAGGUGAAACUCAAGCCGCAGCAGCCAGUAGAGCUUCUUAUGGCUAAGCAUCAAGGAGUGCAAGAAGAUGAAGGGGGACAAAAGGACGAGCAGACACCUGCGUCGGAGGACGCUACUCUGAAGCUGAAGGUGAUGCCACAGCGUCAGUGGAAAACUCUGCAGUUUCUUCUUGAGAAGUCUAGACAACGGCUACCUGUUCAUCCACUGAAGCCAAAGGCGGUGAGUACAGCUGAGGCCGAAGACUGGCAAGGGGAUGAGCCAUGGCUGGAACCUCGACCUUGGCCUAAGAAACAAAGUCCGAAGACCCAGACCCAGAACCAGCACAAGGGUCAACGUCAGCAGUCUUCUACUGUGAAGCAAAGUUGGGUGCCCUGGAAUCCCAAGCCAAAGAAGCCUGCUUCUUCAAAGGGUGGUUAUGCCAGCAAAUCGCACCGUGCAAAGGAAAUGGACUUCCCAGCACUUGAGUUUGAUGACGUCUCCCCUAGCCAAACAAUGUCUACCAAUCGUACUACUGCAAUUUCUCCAACACAGACGCCGACACGGACCCAGACACAGGUGCAGCAUUCAGGGGGUGACAGACCAUAUUUCUGGGGCCAGGCUGUUGCUGAGCAGACAGAUAUGGAAACGAGCGACAACGGGGAGCCACAGCAAAGUUCCCAGUCUGCUGAGCUUCCUACCGAUGAGGUCAUGGGCCCAGAGUCGCUCAGCGCUGAUUGCGGUGAGAGUCUUCUCCAUCUGCAGGUGAAAAGGGACUUCUUUGGUGUUGGACAACUGAUCAGUCCGGCAGAUGUCAUGCUUGGCGAUUGUGCUCCAACAGCAUUUGACUCUUCCUCUGAGACGCUGCUGUUUGAGACUGAGCUGCACAAAUGUGGAAGUACUGUUGAGAUGACUGAACACCUGUUGACGUAUACAUUUUUGCUGUCCUAUGUGUCAGAGGAGACCUCUGCUGUUAGAUUUCCCAGUGCUAUGGUCAAUAUUUCCUGUCAAUAUCAGAGAUGGCAGACUGUGAGCAGCAGUGGACUGAUGCCUGUGUUUCAAGCCUUUAGUGAUGCUCAGGUUUCUGAGGGGACUCUGGCCUUUUCUCUGAAGCUCAUGAAUGAUGAUUGGUCGGCUGAGCGGGCUUCCCUCCACUAUUUCCUGGGUGAGGUCUUGAACAUUGAGGCUUCCGUUCAAGAGCUGGGACAUGCGCCACUCCAUCUAGAUGUGGAAGAGUGUGUGGCUUCUCCAGACAUUGAUGAUGGGGCACAACCUGUUUACUACAUCAUAGAAAAAGAUGGCUGUCUGAUGGACUCAAAGUUGGACCAGUCCCGUUCCCAGUUCAUGCCACAUGCAUGGGGUGGGAUACGAAGAUUUCAGUUGGAAACCUUCAGGUUUGCUGGAGUUGGCGAGAAUACGGUAUACCUCACCUGUACUCUGAGGGCUGUCUUGAAUUCCUCCGCAAAGGAGCAUGCACAUAAGGCUUGCCAUUUCUCCAAGAAAAGGGACAUGUGGGUUGAUGCUGAUGGUCAUGAUGAGCUCUGCAGCUGCUGUGAUGAGGAAACCUGCCCAAAGCGCAGGGUGUCAAGAAGCCUUCAUGGUGUUAAGAAGCGGACUGUAGUACUGGGACCCAUUGAUGUUCAGAAGAGGAUUUUCUAGAUUUGCCAUGACUUGAGUUCAAUAACUAAUGCUUAAAUAAAACAUUAAAUAAAA